This is a messenger RNA of Cryptococcus deneoformans JEC21, 2574 nucleotides long. Its product is annotated as Rab GTPase activator, putative. Lineage: Eukaryota; Fungi; Basidiomycota; Tremellomycetes; Tremellales; Cryptococcaceae. The coding region runs from base 202 to 2556 and encodes 784 amino acids. The transcript is spliced from 9 exons. Gene Ontology annotation, molecular function: GTPase activator activity. The record is from RefSeq and is a predicted model, not a curated record. Gene Ontology annotation, biological process: activation of GTPase activity.
CCCCCCCCACCAGGCAAGGCCCGCCUGCUCUACUGCAAAGCCCACGUGGCCAUACACCCCACCGCGUUCAAGGGCGACAACGUCCCCGGCUACCUCGCCCUCGUAGAGCUGGACGCUGCGGCGAACGACGACGCGCAGAGGCCCGGCGUCGCGGGCGAGGGCGUACUUGUCACCUGGGUGCCGGACCAGGUGCUGGCGCGGAUGGACGAGCAGGACAGGGAGGGGUACAGGCGCGUCGGCGAGCUUGCAGAGGGCGACAGGGAGGAGGACGGGUUUGUGUUCGUGUCUGUCCCCCCGCCAAAGGGCGAAAAGUAUGCAUUCUCCGUCCCAGUGACCGGUAUCUACAGCAUCCUCGUCUAUCCGCCCAGUUUGUCCCACUGGUACGGCUCAGCCACUAUCAAUCUUACCGGCGGCGUCUCCCUCCCCACGCUCUACUUCCACGACGACGAGUCUCCGCUGCUCGCCUCGCCCAACCCCAGCCUCGAAAACGCCACACCCACCCCCCGCGCCCGGUGGGGAUUCCCGCCUUUCCUAUCCCUGCUCACCCACCGUGCCGUCCUUGUCCGCUCCAAACUCGUACACUCGCGCCAGGGCGCAGAACUGUGGCUCGUCAACCCGUCCAGAGCCGAUCGAGAAGUCCAUGAAGCAGGCGUCGACAACGACGAGCCCGAACCCGACGUCGUCCCCUCGCUCAAAAACAAGAAACCUUCUCCACCCACCAACUACCCGCCUAAACCUGAUUACCCAGCCGCCUACCCGCAGUUUGACAGGCUGGACACGACGAACCCCAAACAGGCACUCCUCACUUCCCUAUCCAACCUGACCAACCUUUCGCGCCGCAAAGCAUCCCAGAUCCUCUCCCACCCGCUCGCCCAGCCCGUCGUACCCCACCUCCCGCCGGCCGUACGUUCCCUCGUCAACGUCCCCGGCGAAUGGGAACGUAACGGUCAAUCGAACAGCAAAUCCCUUUUGCAAAAGGGAAACGAUGUGGCGAGCGAAUUCGAAAGCGCGAGAUUGUACUUGGCGAAAUGGGCAAGGGUCGUGGCCGAAGAAGGCGAACGUGCCCGUCGAUCUGAGCUUGCCGCCCAAGCCCGUAUCCGCGGAUCGCGCUCCGGACUUACCCCUAUUCCAAGGGACGACGACGACGUGGAAGACCUCGGCUCAUCGCUCGGCGUCUUCUCCCUCCUCCCUUCCAAAGCAUACUCCAAACGGCCCGUUCCCUCGCCUACACGAACCCCACAAGACCCCAUCACAUUCCCCGAAUGGGAAAAAUGGGCAAAAGAAGGCAAAGACGAGCUGUUUGUGCGACAACAGAUAUUUAGGAGGGGGUUCUCCGAUAUGGAGGGUGAUAAGCUGGCGAGGAGGGAGGGGUGGGAGGUUUUGUUGGGCGUUGUGCCCUGGUCGGUCGGUGGGUUUGGACCGGGUGAACAAGCUGUGGAGAAGAGAAAAAGGGAGAGGGAGGAAAUGAGGCAGGGAAGGAGGAGGGUGUAUGAAGGGCUGAAGAGUAAGUGGAGGGCAGAGUUUGGGGACGGGAGUGGGAAUGAAACUUGGAAGGAGGAAUGGCAUCGGAUCGACGUCGAUUGUAGGAGGACAGAUCGGAAUCAACCGAUCUACGCAGUCCCUACUACGCCGACUGUACCUCGAGCGUUGGGGGAAGAGGAAAACGGGAGAAAGAGUGAGAAGGGUGAAUGGGAGGAUGAUGAAGAGGAAGGAGGUAUGGCGAGUCUGAACCCACAUAUCGCCGCACUCCGUACCAUCCUCAUGACAUACCACACCUUUUCCCCCGAGCUGGGCUACGUCCAAGGCAUGUCAGAUUUGUUGAGCCCGAUAUACGUCGUGUUCGAUGCCAAUGAGGGUGAUGCCUUUUGGGGUUUGGUAGGUGUGAUGAAGAUGAUGGAGAGCAACUUUCUGCGCGACCAAAGUGGGAUGAAGAAACAGCUCUCCACCCUCCAACAACUCAUCUCCAUCCUCGACCCUGUGCUAUACACCCACCUCGAACGCACCGACUCGCUCAACCUCUUCUUCACCUUUCGCUGGAUCCUCAUCGCUUUCAAACGUGAAUUCCCAUUCGACGCCGUUAUCCAUCUCUGGGAAGUCCUCUGGACGGGGUAUUAUUCCGAGAAAUUCGUCUUGUUUGUGGCGAUGGCGGUGCUGGAGAGCCAUAGGGAGGUGAUCAUAAGGUAUCUCGGAGAGUUUGACGAGGUGUUAAAGUAUGCGAAUGAUCUUAGCGGUACCAUCGACCUUGAUACAACACUGGCCCAAGCCGAGGUCCUCUUCCUCAGUUACCGAGCGCUUGUGGAGGAUCUUGAUAAAGAGAAUAAUGAGAUGGUUGGGUCGGAUGAUGGGUUACGACGCCGCACGACGACGACGACGACGAUUGAUCUGGCUGCCGAUGGUCAGGGUAAAGGCAAAGACAAGGUUCCUGCAAAAAGUGAAGAUGGGCUCGACGAGGGACUCGGCGAGGGAGAUGGAGGGGAAAGGAAAGAAAAAAUGGAAACAAGGGCGAUUUCAGAAGAAUUGAGAGAGUUGCUGGUCAGUUGGAAACCGGAGCAUUGAUCUAGUGUUUUACGAUAC